UUCGAAACUCUCGAGUUGACAACACAGCGAGACUACACUAACUGUUGUUAUUAUUAUUUCUUUAAUUUCUUGAACAUCCCAUCUAUAUCAGUAUAUCACCUCGAUUUUACCUUCUGAACACUAAUUAUUCUUCCGUUCAGAUUUAAUAUUUCUGGUUAUUAUUUGUGAUGAGCUGUUACAUGCACGCAGUUCUGACGCAAAAUCUACAACGUCUCACUUGGUUGCUAUUCCCACUUCGUCGCUGUGUCGCUGAACGGAGCACAGCUGAGGACGACUGUCGUUCACCGACAAGGCCUUCUCAGUGCGGACUUCUACUUGGGUAUUCUUGCAGAGAGCUCUCUACUCAUUGCUGAUGUGUCCUUAGUGUUGUGCGAGAUUGUGAAAUGAUAGAUUACUGAAGUCUUUCGGAGACAUCACGUUCAGCUUGGAAAUAAAGUGAUAAAUCAUCAGGACAGCUUGAUAAGCAAUCGCACGCAAAAACACAUAGCCCAACAUGGAAGCCAAGGCGAUGUAUAAUUUUGAUGCUUCGCAACAAGACGAACUCAGCUUCAGAAGAGGUGAUGUUUUGGUGAUUCGAAACAUGGAAGACAAAGACUGGUAUCAGGCCCAGUUGGGUGCCAGAACAGGCUACAUUCCUGCAACAUAUGUUGAAUUGGAGAAAAAUGAAUGGUAUAAAGGAAAGAUGUCCCGAGCAGAAGCAGAAAUGUUCUUAAUGAAAACAAACUCUCAGGGUCACCAUGUAUAUCCUGAUGGCACUUUCAUAGUGCGUGACUGUGAAUCAGACAGAAACCAGUUCUCGUUGUCAGUGAAGCAUGGGAGCUGUCCACAGCACUUCAAGAUUCUCAGUAACCAGGAUGGUCAGUACUACUUAUGGCCACACAAGUAUUUCACUUCUAUCAAUGAGCUUAUCAACCACCACCGCACGAAUUCAGUAGCACGGGACUCACGCACUGUUAUAUUGCUGAAAGACCUACAAGAGGCAAGUAAUGCAAAAGAUAAGAAGAAAGGUGGACUUAGCAAGCCUCAAGCAGGAGUCCAGCUGUUUGAGGCAGAGCAUGAUUUUCAUCCUGAAGCUCCUGAAGAGGUGGGUUUCCGGCGUGGAGACAAGAUUAUACUACUAGAGAAGACCGACGAGAAUUGGUGGACCGGACAAGUGCAGUCUUCUGGAGAGCAAGGUCUUUUCCCACGCAACUAUGUCCGAGAAGUCAAGAACUAGCUGUGCGAAAAAGAACCAAGCCUAUUUUCGGUUCUAGCUAUGCUUUAAGUAUUGUUUGGUGGUCACAUAUGUCUUAGUUUACAGGUAGUUGAAAUAAACAUACUGUGAAUUUCACCUGUAGCAUCACAUCUAAUGAAAGAGUGCUUUAGUUCUUCAAAAAAUAAAAAUUGUAAGGUUUAAUAAGGUCAUUAACUUAAGGUUAAGAAAACCCAUUUACUGGUUGUUUUUGGCGAUUUCUUUAUUUCACUAGAAUGUAGAGGAUUCAUGUAGGUACUUGCUUCAUUUACAACAAAAUUUUGGAAAAUUUUACAAAGCAGGCAAAGUUUAGCAUGCAUGAAUGCUGAGAUGAAGUUUUGAGAGGUGUUGUUUGUCAUGAGAUAAUCAGUUUAUCCAUGACCAUCAUUUGCAUGAUGCCAGUGUUAGGUUAAAGAUGGUCAAUAACAGCCUCAUUCCUCUAAGACCUUUGCUAACCCACACCUAGCAAUGAUUCAAUUGUUUUGUUAAAGCAGUGGUUUCUGUGGUAUGUACCAUAGAAAAUCCUGACUUCCUAAAGGUUUUGCUUCCAUGGUGUAGUUCAUUAUUGAUCAAAAACUUGAUUAUAGAGAAAUCAAGGAAGAUGAUUCCAUGUAGUUCCCUAAACAUUCCAUGCUGUUUCCAGGAAGUACCACAUUUGGCAUGCUUAACUAUUUACAUCCCUCAGGACAAUCAAAUUGUGAUUACCAUUUUUUCUCAGAUGUACAGAAGCUUGGAGCACAUAAUGUGUUUAAUCAUAGUUUUUUGUUUGUAUUUUCCAUACCUUCUCUCCAUUAAAGACUCUUCUUGACCAGACAAAUAUGGCCAAAUGUUUGUCCACGUUUGGUAGAGUUUUUACUUAAUUAUAUGAAAACUAGACAUAGUCAAACAUUCAUCCAUUUUUGUCCGGUUAAGAAGGGCCUUGAAGUGGUAAGUUAUGAUAAAUAUGAGAUGAUUAGUAAAUGGAAUUUCAUGUUUUUUUAAAUUUUGGCAUAUUCAUGUGCAUGUUCAUUCCUAAAUUUCUUCAGAAUCUUGCUUCCUUUUGAAAAACUGAUUUUUUAAAAAAGAAAGUGUAUGUAUCGAGAUGAGUUAAUAUAAUUAAGCUGUUGACCAGCACAUGGAUAAUUCUGAUGCAAAAAAAAAAAAAUGACUGACAGUAUUACUUGCUUUUAUUAUGUUAAACAGCUGUUUUUGUUACCAGAAAUGUAGUCUGCUCUUAUAGGAAGAGAAAAUGUACAUUUUUUAAAUUCUUUACAACACAAGAAUCUAUAGUUUAGCAAAACAUUUCAUUAAAAUACUUGAAAAUGAAUGUACAGUAAAUUCUUUGGAUUUUAGGUUUGCAUGUUAUAGAAUGGACUGAAAACUAAUCAAACUCUGUAAUGUCACAUUACUUAAGAGCACAUCCAUUCUCAUUAUUCCAUAUUUUUUCAGUUAGUGUUAAUAAGGAGGUUCUAUGAUUCACUUCUAUGUGAUAUGUAUCACUUUUGUGCUGUUUUUUUUUUAACUCCAGCAUAAUCAUUUGUGUGUGGGUUUUUUUUAAGUCUUUUUAGCAUUAUAUUUACCCUGGGAAAAAAUGCAAAACAAAAUGUUGCAUUUAGAUGGCAGAAGAGCACUGCCCACAUAAUGUUGGGGGUUAACCCAGCAUUACAUAAAAUUCUGAACCCAAGUAACCUCAGGGUUAAUAAGGUUCUGUUUUUUAUGCUUCAGUUAGUAUUCAGCUAGAAAAUCUGGAAAGACUAUGGACUAUGAGUGAGCAUAAAAGAGUAAAACUGAAAGAUAUGUAAAUGGCAAAUAUUUCAGUUUUCUUUGCAGGUAUGUCGAUUAACUUUAUAAUCUUUCAUUGUUACAUAUUUACUGUGAUUUAGAAUAAACUUAAAUGGGGGUUUUUUUUUUGGAACACAAUAAAGUAAUAAGAUAAAUCUUCCAGAUUUUCUGGAAUCAUUUCUUUUGUGCCAAACAUGUCUUGCCUAGAACUUUUUUCAAACAUCAUUUCACAUUCCACUUUUUAUCUGUUAUAGCAUUUAUUUUUUUUAUACUUGUGGCACCUUGCUUUUUUUUUUGGGGGGGGGGGGUACCUAUUACAAUAAUAAGAGUUGUAUGUUUAAAUCUACUCUUUGAUGUAGUUUUUCUAAUGUUGUGGCACUUUUUUGUUCAGCGGGUCUGAAAAGGCUACCAAUCUGCUAUAGUGAAACAAACUUUCCAUAGCACUUUGGUUACUGAGACUUCCGAUUUCUUUUGAAAGGAUACAUUAAUGGUCUUUCACCAUUCAGUUACUUAGUAGAUAUCCCUUGCUGAAAGAGUAGGAAAAAUGGGCCUUAUAUACUUUGUAGAGGCUGCACAGUUGUAAAAUUUAAACUGCUCCAGUGGUUUACAUUUUGACCCAAUGCCAUAGAAUCGGGUUUAUCUCUUGAGCUAUCAGUAGGCUGGCUUGUGGUAUGACUGUAGAUUGAAGUAUAAGAUUAAAAAAAACAACUUAAUUUUAUAGGUUCUUGUUGAGUUUUCAAAGCAUUUUAGCUGAUAAACAUAACAUAGCUAAAAACAAGCAAUCCUUGUUUAACUUAUUGAUAAAAACAACACUUAUCUUGAAUCUUAUUGUUGAGUUUUGUGAACAAACAAAAGGGUAUUUUUUUUCCUGUGGUUAAUAACAUGGGCAUGGUGAAAUGUGUAUUAUUAGUAGCAUUGCAACUACUGGUUUUCAUGACCACACUUGUAUGUUAGUUUUACUUAUGUGAUUCUUUUGAACCAUGUUUCUAGUUUUUGUGAGGUGGUUUAUUUGCAUACACAUGUAAAUCAACUUUUAUUCAUCCUAUAGAACAGGAAAAUAAAUACAUGAUACAGACCACAGUGAAAUUUAUCCAUGUUUGAUGGCUAAAGUUUAUGUACUUUUGAAUGAUUUCAAUAUUUUGUAUUUGUAACUACUUAGCUUUUGUUAAUUUCAGUAACACUUGUGAUUAAUUGCAAAUAUUGGCUACAAAAGAAAAUAUUCUUUAUUGUUACUUGAGGAUGUAGGGAUUGCUGGAGCAUGCUAUAUUUUAUAAUUGUUGUUGUCAUAAACGAUUUGUUAACUGUGCUAAAGUUGUAUAACCGAGAUCAAAGAAUAGGUUUAAGAUGUUAAACUUAUAUAAGUUAUGCUUAUUUAGACAGAUAUUUUGAGGGAUUUUGACAGAUAUUAAGAAAGUUUAUCUGCAGAAUAUUGAUAUAGUCAAUACAGUUGGAAUGAGCUUUCAGAUACUUUCUGAAAAAAAGGUCAGUAUUUUUGUAAAUUUGUAAGAUCUGGUUUUUAUAACACUUUUAUUUGUUAAAAGCCAAAACUGAAAUAAGCUGUGAAAAGUUCUUCAUUGUUAGUAUGUGCAUUUCUCUUCAAGGCUUCUUUGUAGUUCCUUUUGUACCCAGUCAUCAUGUUACUCAUGGAGUCAUGACAGUACAUUUGACGUGAUAUAUUUAGCUCAGGCUGCAUUGUCAUUGAACAUCCUAGUCUUUUUUCAGAAAGAUUGGGAGAGCACAUUUUCAUUCAUAUUUACUCAUCAUUUUAUUUCUUUGUGUCUUUUUUAUUUAUGGUAAUGUUUCACAUUGCUGUAGAAAUGAAUUCUAUUGAGUGAUGUUUUGUAUGCCGGGUUUUUUUUUUGGAGAUGUACAGAAGUACAGAAAACUUUACAAAUAUUUUCAGAAUCAUUUAUUGCUCAGAAUGGUCCCAAUCUUUAACUUAGACAAACUCCAUGAAAAUCAAUUAAAAAUAAAUGCAUUUACUGCAGCCAACCAAAGAAGGAAAAAAGUUAUUUAAUUCUUUACAGCUCAGAGUUUCUUGCUCAUUUACAUCCAGUAAAUUUUUUUUUUUUUAGCUGACCUGGUUUGACAGAGCUGUAAAGUGUUAAUUAAAAAGCCAUUCUUCUCGUAAUUGAUUAAACUUGGAAUAGGGUUUACCGCCAUGUUCACAAAUCGGUAACUGCAGAUGCUGCUGUUCUGGUUUCUGAAUCUACAGUCACAUAGACAAAUUCAAAUACUGUACUGUUUUUGGUGAAAUUCUGCAAGGACCAAAGAAACUACAACCACGUUUCAGUGAGGCUGAUGGAUAAAAGUUAAUUUGGAGUGGAAGAGACUUCCAAGCCAAAAGAAGUUUUUGGGUAGAGGAGCUAGAGAUAGGCUGGGGAAACUGAAGGUUUAGUGCAUUAUUUUUCGUCAUGCAGUUUUCAUAGAUUGCAUACAUGUACAAAGAAUCAUGGCUAAUCCAUCAAACAUUGGUACUUCAGCUAUCUCAUGUCAGGAGUGAAAAGUGUUGAACGUGCAUUGUAAAGUAAUUCAUAGAUACAACGAUUAUGCAGUUGGAGAGAACUUUGACCUUUUGGCUGGGAAUAUACAGUGCUGGUGCACAUUAUGGUGUAAGCUCAUGAUAGUUUGUAAAUAAAUUAUUUCCAGAAGCAUUUACAUUCCAACAUGAAAUUCCUUGUCAGUGUCUGAUUAAAUGACUUUUUUCCUGCUAUCUUUGUUGUACAUUGUUCCUGUAUGAUAAGUAACACUUCUGCUCAGCUGUCUUUUCUGUUACCUAACUGUAUGAAAUGUUGUCAGUGCAUUUUUAGUACUUUUGCAAAGUAAAAUAAAAUAUUUAUGACAACAAA
Messenger RNA from Pomacea canaliculata, 5841 nucleotides. RefSeq names its product growth factor receptor-bound protein 2-like. Gene Ontology annotation, molecular function: protein binding. The transcript is spliced from 6 exons. The record is from RefSeq and is a predicted model, not a curated record. NCBI's taxonomy places the organism in Eukaryota, Metazoa, Mollusca, Gastropoda, Architaenioglossa, Ampullariidae. The coding region runs from base 494 to 1216 and encodes 240 amino acids.